Cantharellus anzutake is the source of this 1071-nucleotide messenger RNA. RefSeq lists its product as uncharacterized. Bases 1 to 1071 code for a protein of 356 amino acids. Gene Ontology annotation, cellular component: mitochondrion. Gene Ontology annotation, molecular function: flavin adenine dinucleotide binding; electron transfer activity. The record is from RefSeq and is a predicted model, not a curated record. The transcript is spliced from 3 exons. Lineage: Eukaryota; Fungi; Basidiomycota; Agaricomycetes; Cantharellales; Hydnaceae.
AUGUUCCUCGCACGACCAUCACGUAUAAUCUCAAAAAACAUUUUUCGGCUGUCUUUGCGCCCUUUUGCAUCAGCUACAUCUCCAACGCACUCGUUGCUUUUCAUUGAGCACCGGUCCGGAGAAUUAGAAGCCGGAUCGCUCUCUGCACUCACAGCUGCAUCUAAACUCGGUGGGAAAGUCACAGCUCUUAUCGUUGGAGGGCCAGGGGAGGUUGAUACCAUCGUAGCAAAAGUCAAGGCGUUCGAUACCGUAUCAGGCAUUCUUCACUCAACAUCAGAUGCAUACAAGAACAACCUUGCGGAAACCAUAGCUCCGCUAUUAGCAGAUGUCCUUCGGACCUCCGAUCAAUACACUCAUUUUGUUUCAUCCCACUCCUCAAACGCCAAGAAUAUCAUCCCUCGUCUCUCGGGAAUUCUCUCCAUCCCAAUGGUCUCCGACGUUCUCUCAGCUGAACACUCAGAAAGUGAAGGCACCACUACAUACACGCGGCCUAUCUAUGCAGGCAAUGCCAUCGCAACCGUUCAAGCACCUUCAUCAAUCCCUCUCAAAAUCUUUACUAUACGCCAAACAGCUUUCGAUAAGGCGCAACCGUCUUCCUCUGGCCCAAGUACGGCUGAAGUAAAGGCAAUUGAGCCUAUUUUUCCCGAAAAUGUACCCACGACACACAGAAGUCUUUCAUUCGCCAAGUCGGAUAGACCAGAGCUCGGUUCAGCAUCUCGUGUCGUAUCGGGAGGUAGGGCCCUCAAGAAUGCUGAGACCUUCAAGAAUACAAUCGAGCCUCUUGCUGAUGCACUCGGCGCGGCAAUUGGAGCGAGUCGUGCUGCUGUUGAUGCUGGAUAUGUCGAUAACUCGUUGCAAGUUGGUCAGACAGGAAAGGUAGUCGCACCAGAACUGUACGUUGCAGUGGGGAUCAGUGGAGCUAUUCAACAUUUGGCAGGGAUGAAAGAUUCGAAGAUGAUUGUGGCUAUCAACAAGGAUCCAGAUGCACCAAUAUUCCAAGUGGCUGAUGUUGGUCUUGUUGCUGAUCUUUACGAGGCUGUCCCCGAGCUCGUCAAGAGACUCAAGAAUUAA